CUGUAAAAAUUUGCUGUAACUCAUGCAGUAAAAUACUGUGAUUUACAACAGUAAUAUGUUGUAAUAACGAUUUUACGAUAAUUAACUGUAUAAGUACGUUGCUGUACAGUAUAUUGCUGUAAACAUCAGUGUCGUAGAGCAUGGGAACAAAUAUCUACAGUAAGCUAGUGUAAAGGAGCGUGCAAAAAGCAUUGUGGGAUACAGCGCACAUGCGCAUUAGGCGGAUCGGCUGCAUAUGCGCGUAUGCGUUGCACGUGAUUGGCUCCCGCGCUAGCCCGCCACGCCGCGCCGCCAUUUUUAAUUUUCUGCAAAGAUUUGAGCUGAGAUAUAUAGCUGAGCUGGCCGGCCUGAUCCUGAGCAACGAAUCUGAAUCUGUUCUGUUCCUGGUCCUGAUCCUCGAGCUGGGAUAUUGAUGACCAAUAAGUCAAUUCCAAGGGGAUCCGAGUAUGCCAUGGAUUACUGCUGAAGUCACACAGUGUGCAUGCUGAAACACUAAUCAGACGGAUGCUCUACAUGGACAUCAUAUACCCAUGUACGUUUGUAAGCUAUGUAAUCAUUCUUCUGGAUCAUUGAAGCGGUUUUCUGAACACUUUUCAGUCCAUAGAAAUGUGAUGAAUUUCGAUUUCCCGUGUGGUGUUCCUGGCUGCAAUCGAACAUUCAGAAAUUAUUCAUCCUUCAAAACCCAUGUGCAUAGGGAUCAUCAACCAUUUUCAAGAAAAAAAGAUGCCCAGUUUUUCUGCGUUUCUACCUGGAAUUGUCCACUCUGUGCUGUAAAAUGUGAGGAAAUCCAUGACAUACUUUCUCAUCUUAGAGUUCAUAUCAAACACGGAGUUGAAAUACGCUGUCCUUUUGCCAAUUGCAAAAAACGUUUUUCAGUGAGGUCGUCUUUUGCGUCACAUAUAUCAAGAGUUCACAAUAAGUUAGACCAGAUUCAGUUAGACUCAACUUCAAGUGAAACUGGUACUGUGUUAACUGAAUCCGCCCAAGAAAAUAAUCAGGAGUUUCCUGGAAGACUGCACUCAAGUGACGAGGAAAGUGUGACAGAUGAUGAAGUAGAUGUAUCCGCUGACUCAUUCAAACACAGCUUAUCCUUGUUUUAUCUGAAGUUGGAGGCAAAAUUACUACUGCCCAACUCUACAAUUCAGGAAAUAAUUGACACAGUUCAGGAUAUUCAUGCAUUAAGCCAACAAAAUUUGAUACCAAAAUUAAAAAAGAAACUUGAAGGAAUAGGAAUUACCGAUGAUGAGGUUACCAACGUUUUAACUUUAUUUAAAUCAGAGGAUUUGUUCAGUGCUUCAAAUUGUAAAGAAUUUCGAUCAGAGUCUACAAGAAAAUCACAUUUUAAAGCAGUUUUUGAUUAUGUUUCCCCAACUGAGAUAUAUUUAGGAGAAGAUCAAUUUGGCAAACAGCGAUUUUGCCAAUACAUUAAAAUUCAAGACACACUAAAAGCAUUAUUCAAGCAGAACUCAUUUAUCAAAGAUUACAAAGAGACUCAUAAAGCUCAACCUGCUUUACAAAGGACCAUUCUACGUGAUGUUUAUGAUGGCAGAGCAUUCCCAAAAGAUGAGCCUUUGCAUAGCGGUCAUUGAACUUCCUAGACAAAGCAUUAGCACAUGUAUUCUGUGAGCCUGGCAUGUGUGCAGCCUUGUCAUCAUAAGCAUUGCUUGAUUGUUUACUUACUGUUUUCCAAAAUAUGUUUUACAUUACUUGCAAUUUAGCAUUAUUUUACCUUAGUGAAUUUUCAUAUAUUUUAGUCUGUACAUGCAAUACACCUUUAUUUUAAUAAAUUUAAUAAGUCAUGAAAUAAAUGAAUUUGCCAAAUAUUAGGCCUAUAUUUAAGUAACCUAUAUUUUAUUUCGACAUAUUUCAAGUUAUAUAAUAAUAUAUUUUUUUUAAGUAACUUAUAUUUUAUUACGAUAUAUGUUACGUUAUAUGGUAAUAUGUUUUUUUAUCAUAUUUAAUACGUAGCAAUAUUGUAGCUAAACGAAUUUCAUAAUUUUAUGUUUUCAUUUUACAUGUACACAAAUUGAUCAUAUUUUCUAUUUUCUUUGUUCAUUGUGCACAUUGGUAAUUCUAUUUCAUUAAUUUCUGUAUAUCAUGUAUAUUUUCUUAUUGUCAAGUAUGUUUUACGGUUUUUGUUAUUUUGCACAGCCCCUUUGUAAACCAGCCGAGUAGCUGAAUAGGGCUUUUACCGUCAAUAAAUCAAUCAAUCAAUCAAUUGAAUGACAGCUCAUGAAGUUGAAACAAGUUUCUGUGCAGAAUUGGCAUGUAAAUGAGACAAAAAUACAGAAGAAUAUGAAACACGUAUUAAAGAUUACAAGUUUAAUAUAACAGAGCAACUCAAAUUAAAUGGGGUAUUAGUUCAAAAGAUAAAUUAAACAAAAAUAAAGUGAGUAAUGUCUUUUGGAGAGAUUCUACCAGGUAUAGAGAGUUUUCCUUGAUUCUGCCAGGUAUAUGGAGACUUUUCAUUGAUUGUAUUCUGAUAGUAGUUGUCGUUUAAUAGUGGCUUUAAAGGAAGAUAAAAGUGUAUAAAAUAUGUCUUGUUUACAAUUGAAGAUAAUUCUUUACAAUAGUUUUUUACAAUUCAGAAUUUUAAAGUGAACAUAUUGUUGUCUGUUCGACAAAUAAUUUUUGACCCAAGAAAGUGCAGUGCCCCUAAGCCAUACGUUGUGAUUUAGCAUAUCAAUGCCUUAAAGCCGCUAUGUCUGCACAAUUGCAUGUGUUAUUCUGUCGUAUAAUUAAAUUAAUGCUAGGUCGGGUGAAUGAUUUUUUUUAAAGCCAUAUUGGUUGGGAUUAAGCAAGUUAUGUGUAUUUCAGAAUUGGUAUAAUCUAAACAAUUUUUUCAAGAAUUUUUGAGAUACUGGAAGGAUGACUAUGGGUCUGUAGAUUCUUGAGUACUUGAACUUUUGCAGUUUUUAGUGGUUUUACUUGUUUUAAUGUUUUACUUGAUAGUUUCUUUGCAAGCAUUUUCAUAAUGUUACACUAUUUGAGAAACUUGUUUUAUGGAGCGUUGAUUACCCAAUAAAGACUUUAAUAAUGA
Molecule: messenger RNA, 3040 nt
Organism: Strongylocentrotus purpuratus (purple sea urchin)
Lineage: Eukaryota; Metazoa; Echinodermata; Echinoidea; Camarodonta; Strongylocentrotidae
Exons: 2
Coding region: 531-1589 (352 amino acids)
Biological process (GO): regulation of transcription by RNA polymerase II
Cellular component (GO): nucleus
Source: RefSeq, a predicted model, not a curated record